Molecule: messenger RNA, 1932 nt
Organism: Silurus meridionalis
Lineage: Eukaryota; Metazoa; Chordata; Actinopteri; Siluriformes; Siluridae
Gene: acaa2
Product: acetyl-CoA acyltransferase 2
Exons: 10
Coding region: 131-1324 (397 amino acids)
Biological process (GO): fatty acid beta-oxidation
Molecular function (GO): acetyl-CoA C-acetyltransferase activity
Source: RefSeq, a predicted model, not a curated record
UCGCGAAUAUGAAGUCUUGAAUCGAAAGACGGUAAUGUAGGUAAAAGGUCAUUGACGAGCUGCUCUCUGGAACUCAGUAAGGAAUAUAACCGGUUGACCUUCGCUGAUUUUUAUAUAAAAAGUAACAACAAUGUCGCUCUUAAGAGGUGUUUUUAUUGUCUCGGCUAAGAGGACUCCGUUUGGGACAUAUGGAGGUGUUCUUAAAGAUCACAGUGCUACAGACUUGGCUGAGCAUGCUGCUAAAUCUGCACUUGGUGCUGCUAAUGUGGCUCCAGAAUUAGUUAACAGUGUUAUCAUGGGUAAUGUCAUGCAGAGUUCUGCAGAUGCUCCCUACAUUGCACGUCAUGUUGGGCUCCGGUGCGGCGUGCCAAUAGAAGUUCCAGCUCUGACUGUGAACCGACUUUGUGGCUCAGGGUUCCAGUCCAUCAUCAGUGGAGCUCAGGAGAUUUGCCUAAAAGACUCUGAGAUUGUACUCUGUGGAGGGUCAGAGAGCAUGAGCCAGGCCCCUUACGCUGUGCGCAACAUCCGCUUCGGCACUAAGUUUGGCACUGAUUUGAAGCUUGAGGACACACUGUGGGCAGGGCUCACAGACCUUCAUAUUAAGACCCCUAUGGGCAUCACAGCAGAAAAUCUAGCAGAAAAGUACCAGCUUACACGAGAGGAUUGUGACCAGCAUGCCUACCAGACACAGCAGAGGUGGAAAGUUGCUAAUAAGGCAGGAUACUACAAUGCUGAAAUUGCACCUAUUGAUGUAAAGGCCAAAAAAGGGACGGUGGCUAUGACCCAAGAUGAACAUCCUCGUCCACAAACUACGCUGGAGCAGAUGGCGAAACUCCCACCCGUGUUCAAGAAAGGGGGCACAGUCACUGCUGCCAAUGCUUCGGGUGUAUCAGAUGGCGCUGCAGCUGUGGUGUUAGCGAGUGAGGAUGCUCUAAAGCAGCAUAAGCUCACUCCAUUGGCUAGAAUUGUAGCAUAUCACAUCUCAGGCUGUGACCCUACAAUCAUGGGCAUUGGUCCAGUACCUGCUAUAAGAGAGGCCCUGAAGAAAGGAGGGCUGACAUUGAAUGACAUGGACUUAGUAGAGGUGAAUGAAGCAUUUGCUGCCCAGUAUUUAGCAGUUAAUAAAGCUUUAGGACUGGACCCAGAAAAGACAAACAUCAAUGGUGGAGCCAUUGCAAUCGGCCAUCCAUUAGGAGCAUCUGGGGCCAGAAUCACUGCCCACUUGGCUCAUGAGCUCAGGAGGCGGGGUGGCAAGUAUGCAGUGGGCUCAGCCUGUAUUGGUGGUGGCCAGGGUAUUGCAGUAAUUCUGGAAAAUACCAAAUAAGCAAAAGGAGAAACAUGAAUGUAAAAGCAAAACAAAAUGCAUAAACACUCCUCUACUUGUGAACUUACUUUGUUCAUGUUCUUCAGAUUUUGAUCAUUCUGAUUCAAACGACUAGACAGUAUUACACAAAAUUACACAAAAUCUUUGACAACGUUAUAAUUUCAUGACAUUAAACACUUGUACACUGUAUUAUAAAAUAUUAAAUUAAAUACAUUAGAAAUUAGGUAAACCUGUUUCCAGACAUAUUUUCAAGCUUUUUUGAAGAAUUUAACAGCAUAAUUAGGUAAAUUAGGUCAAUUCACAAAUGUGAAGCACCUGACUGUGGUUUAUACACAUUUUAAUACACAUUUAAGUAAACUGGUGACUGUUUAAUAAUAUUUACUCUACAUUUUUAAUAAGUGCCUGUUUUUCAUUUUGGACCAUUAAGAGUUCAUGUAUUGAAUGUCAGCUCACUCCUGGUAGCAAAUUUGUUACAUAAUCCUCAUGGACAAGACUUUGGGAAACAUGUUUGUAAUCUUCUGGAUGCAUAACAGUAAAAGUGUCAGACCUAAAUGUUUGGACUUCUCAAUGUACAAAUAAAGAAAAAUUUGCUUUAUCUUUUUAUUUGA